AAUCGUGUUGGAAAAUUUAAAAAAAGAAUAAACUGAUUUAUAAUAAAUCAAUAAUUUGAAUUAUUUAUUUAUUUACAAGAAAUUCAAAAUUCUUUUGCAAGCGACUAACUUUUAUAAAGUGAAAAUUUAAAAUUCCCGGCAUUUUCGUCAAUAAUUCGGGCUAAAAAAUCAAUUUGUUUAUAUAUGUAUAUUUUUAUGAUAAAAGGGGUAAAAAAAUUCAUGUCAUUGUGAUGAACAAAAUAAUUUGAAUUUUUUAAAUAAAAUUUUGACAAUUGACACCAAAAAGAAUUGAAUUAUUUAAAAUUUGAAUCGCUUUCGAGCAAAUUGGAUAAUCUAAAUGAAUAGCAUUGGAGAAUCGUGUAAUGAAUUAAAGCAUCAAUAUGACACGUGUUUCCAAGCAUGGUUUUCUGAUAAGUUCCUGAAAGGCGACACGAAUGACUCUAUGUGUGCUCCACUCUUCAAAAUUUACCAAUCAUGUCUCAAGAAAGCUAUAAAGGAGCAUAAAAUAGAAAUAAAAGACAUUGAGAUAAAUCAUCUGGGAACGAACAAUGAAAAACUUCCCCCUAGCUGACCAACCGACAAUUCUUACAAUGAAUGAAUAAAGAAAAUGUAAACAUAAAUUAUUAUUAAUAUUUUUUAGUUUUGUGUUCAUUUUAAUAAUCAAUUAUUCAUUAAAUUGUAUAAAAAGAAGAAAUAAAUAUCAAUAAAAUGUAAUUAAUUUAUUCAA
Molecule: messenger RNA, 727 nt
Organism: Microplitis demolitor
Lineage: Eukaryota; Metazoa; Arthropoda; Insecta; Hymenoptera; Braconidae
Product: TP53-regulated inhibitor of apoptosis 1-like
Exons: 3
Coding region: 338-571 (77 amino acids)
Source: RefSeq, a predicted model, not a curated record